Messenger RNA from Tinamus guttatus (white-throated tinamou), 2069 nucleotides. The record is from RefSeq and is a predicted model, not a curated record. NCBI's taxonomy places the organism in Eukaryota, Metazoa, Chordata, Aves, Tinamiformes, Tinamidae.
AUGAGUUUUAUGUUCCCGGUUGCACACGUGGAGUGUGUCGUGCCGCUCUCUGCGGGAGAGGCCUGUCCGCUCAUCCACACGCGGAGCACCGGGAGCUCCUGCCGUGUUGGAGCCAAGGGCGCCUCAGUGCAGAGCUGCCGCUUCAGCCCCGUGUUCCUGCAGCAGCCCGGGCUUGGGUGCCCGUUCCUCCUCCACCAGCUCCAACUGGAGUUUGACCCACUUGAGGACUGGGCAAACGGGCCAAACCUGGAGGAGGAGGAGGAGGAGGAGGGCCACAGGAGUCAUUUGGUUGCUUCAGGGAGCGGAGUUCCCUUGUGCAGAGGACCCCUUCUGCAGCGCGUACCUCCGACGCAGGAGCUGCUUGGAGCCGUGUUUUCCGUGGCCGCGGAGGAGCGGCACGACAAGGGCAGCGUCACGGCUGCCGUCCCAGUGUUCCCAACCGUGGCGGUUGAGGAAAGGAUUGCUGUGCUCGGUGGGCUCCGAGCGCUGCCGCGCGUGCGGAGGGGGUGCAGUGUCGAUGGCAGCAGCGUGUCGGCGCCGGCGCUCGCCACGCUCACCCUCGCGCUGCCCGAGCCGCCUCCUCGCGCACCCGCCAAGGGCGACGCUGCUGCCGCCUUCGUGGCUCUUUGCUUUGGGCUUGUGCUGGGCAUUGAUACCAGACCUAUACCAGAAUUUGUGUUUUGUCUGCCCUGUGACCGUAAGCACGUCCCAUACUUCUCAAAUCUGUGCCCGUCACAAGAAGUGCCCUGCCACGGAGAUGGGCUGCAGUGCGGCCCUGCGAGCGCAGGGGAAGGGCUGCGAGAGCUGCUGCACGGAGAGACCCCCCAGCUGCGGCGCUCAGCCCGCCCCGACCCCGUCCCUCGCGACGGGGCAGCCGACCCCGCAGGAGCCCCCAGGCGCCGCGGCUCGGAGCUCUGCCCUGCCUGGCUGCGGCUCCGCGGCUGCUGGGGCUGCCUUGGGGGCGAGGGGGCCCCGCAGUGCCCUGCCCUGGUGACUGCGGGGCUGGGCUGGCUGCAGAGCAGGCACGAGGCGGGCGCUCUGGGGAAAGGGGUCCUAGGGACCCUGUGCGCGGUGCUCGGGUCGCGGCAGCCGCGGGGCUCAGCACCUCCGCCGCGCAGCGUGUGCCUCAACGCUCCUGGCCGUGCCGCAGCUGCAGUCCAGUCCACCAACAAGGUCAUCUGCUCCUCACCCCUCUGCCCGGCCUACCGCAAGGAGGUGGUGGGCAUGGUGGACGACCGCGUGUGCAAGAAGUGCCCCCCGCAGCGCCUGAGCCGCUUCCAGGAGGAGUGCCACAAGUACCGCACGCUGGUCAUCAAGGGCGUCCGUGUCUUCGACCUGGCCGUCUUGGCCCCGCUCAUGCAGGACCCAUCCCUGGAGCUCAAAGUCAUCCACCUGGUGCGCGACCCCCGCGCUGUUGCCAGCUCCCGCAUCAAGUCCCGGCACGGGCUCAUCCGGGAGAGCCUGCAGCUGCUGCGGAGCCGGGAGGGCAUCUGCAGCAGCAUGGCCAAGACCCUGCAGACCGCCCUGCACCCCCCCGACUGGCUCCGGGGCAACUACCUGGCCGUGCGCUACGAGGACCUGGUGGUGGAGCCCAUCAAGACCCUGCGACAGGUCUACGGCUUCGUCAACCUGACGGUCAGCCCGGAGAUGGAGAAGUUCGCCCUCAACAUGACCAGCGGGCCGGGCUACUCCUCCAAGCCCUUCGUGGUGUCGGCCAGGAACGCCACGCAGGCGCUGAGCGCCUGGAGGACCGCGCUCAGCUUCCCGCAGAUCAAGCAGGUGGAGGAGUACUGCCAGCAGCCCAUGGCCCUGCUGGGCUACGAGCGGGCCGGCAGCCCCGAGGAGGUGAAGGACCUCAGCAGAACGUUGCUCAGGAAGCCGCGGCUGUGACGGGUGCGCGAGCCCGGCCCUCCUGGCUUGAGGGAGGGAGGGAGCCGGGAAAAGCAGCCUGGUUUCUGAUUUCCUCCAAAGAACUGCUGAAGGGUAACAUACAGUAAUGCGAUGAUUUAUUUCUUUUUCUCCUUCUUUUCUUUUUUUUUUUUUUUUUUGGUGUUAUAUACAAUUAAAAA